AUGGAGAGAAAUCAGAGCUCUUUCAUAACAUUUCAGCAACAUCAGGUGCUAAGAAUCUCCUUCAUGCUUUUGUUGGCUAUUGCUAUAACCUUUGGAAACAUGAUGAGCCUUAUUGUGUUUCUGGGGUCUCGCCGGUUCUAUACUUCACAAGGGUACCUGAAAGCAUCUUUAGCUUUUGCAGACCUAGCUGUGGGUGUCCUUGUUGUACCGUAUUCAGUAUAUACUGAAAUUGGAAGGCUACUGACAACAGGAGAUGAGGAUUUUGGCUCAAGUUCCACCCCUGGUCGCCUGUCAACAAAAAGAGAAAGCUUCAAACCCUGUUUCAUUAUGGGAACCAUUUUUGCCGCGUGCACAUUGGUGUCUGUCACCACCAUCUUCCUCUUAUCUGUGGAGAGGAGCAUCACAGUGCUCAAACCUUUACACAAGAACGUCGUUGUGACCAAGGGGAGGACACUGGGCCUUAUAAUCCUAACAUGGCUAGUCUGUUUCUUCCUGGCUGUCACACCCCUGCUCCUUUCCCCAGACAUUACACUGGAGUACAGCGCCUGUAGCAAGAUGUGCACUUAUGCCCUCAGUCCAACAGGGCAGCAGCACCAGCAACAUAGUUUCAGUGGAGGAGCCAAUAUCAUGCUGAUUUUCCCAGUUUUUGACCUCUCCCUGCUAACCGGAACAUGUAUCGUUAACGGGGUGACCUUCUCAGCUGUCCGGCGCUUUUGUCAGGCUCGAUCACAAGCCUUAGACCUGACCCCCCAUGUCUCUGGAGGGCCGUCCUUUUCUGACAUCAGGGCGGCAAAAACUAUCAUCAUCAUCACAGUGUUUUUCUGUGCCUCCUUCCUGCCCGUGGCAGUGUUUGUGAUGGGCAGUGUAUCAGGGCAUGAAUGGUGUGAAUUCUCUUUCUACGCUUUCUGGAUCCUCACCUGCAGCAGCUGCUGGAACGUGGCUGUUUACAGUGUCUGCGAUCGCCGAUUCGGCUACGCGACCAGGGAGCUGCUGUUUGGUAGGGGUCUGAGGAGAAGGCACAGGCCACCUGCUGGUAUGGAAGAGUAUCGCACAGAGCACUGUGCAACUGUGAGCAAGAGCAUGGUCAGACCAGAGAGACCAGAGCUGACCAUUGCCUCUUAUCAAACAGAAAAUACCACCAAGACUGAUGGCACUGGGGCACAUUAUUUGUAG
Molecule: messenger RNA, 1173 nt
Organism: Chanos chanos (milkfish)
Lineage: Eukaryota; Metazoa; Chordata; Actinopteri; Gonorynchiformes; Chanidae
Product: adenosine receptor A3-like
Exons: 1
Coding region: 1-1173 (390 amino acids)
Biological process (GO): G protein-coupled receptor signaling pathway
Cellular component (GO): synapse; dendrite; plasma membrane
Molecular function (GO): G protein-coupled adenosine receptor activity
Source: RefSeq, a predicted model, not a curated record